AGACUGACUACGGUUACCACUCACCCAUGCUGCACCAGGCCAGUGUCCACUCCAGCACCGGCGCACCCACCUGGGUCUACGUCUUCGACUAUCGCUCCGAGAACAACCCACGGCCGAAAUGGAUGGGAACAAUGCAGGCUGAUGACCAGGUGUUUAUUUUCGGCCCGGGAACCCUGAUGUUAAACGACAGAUUCCUGCUGACGGAGACAGACAGGGAGGUCAGCGACAUGAUGCGGACCUUCGUCACCAACUUCGUGCGGUUUGGGAACCCCUCCCCACACGGAAAGCUGGCGGAGUGGAAGGCGUUCCAGACAGACGAGCAGGUCUACCUCCGGGUCAGAAGGCCGGAAAAGACCCGGAUGAAGGACUACUUCAAGACCAAGGUCACGGCCCUGUGGACGUCUUACGUGCCUAAGAUCGUCCGCCGCGUCUUCAACGUCUCGGAAUAUGACGUCAACCCGUUCGGGGGGUCCGUGUAGGGAUGAUACUUAAACUUAAAGCCCCUGUCACACGACGCGACUACUCUUCAAGCAGAGGUUCGACUCUGGCUUUGUUUUGACGUGUUUAGGCGUUUUUGUCGGUCUUUCCAUUUGGUCCUGUUUUAUUCUGCAGACGGACAUGAAGAAAACAUGAACAAAACACAGAAAGCCCGACAAAAAACGCCUGAACGCGUCAAAAAACAGCCAGAACCGAAUCUCUGCUUGGCAAGUAGGCACGAAAAGCGAUCGGCCGGAGAGUCUUCGAGCUCUAGAUGACAUUUUCGAUAUUAGAUAUUUAGAGAUCGGCCGAUGGUCUUAGGUCAUCCAAUGUCGUUGAAUAUAGCUUGAAUGCCAGACUUAUUCCUGGGCCCACACAACUCAACAUGGGGCCAACAUCAACCUGCACCCAACCCCAGGAAAUUUUACACAGGACUCUCUUAGUUAGACCCGGAUGAACGCUAGAUAUCUUUGAGAUCGGGGGUCUGGCAUCCAGGCUUCGGUAAAUAUUGUUAGAUAUUUUUCACGAAAAAUACUCGCGACCCUUUGUCAAUCUCAAAUCGGACGACCUACUGGCGACCAAUUAAAACGAUUGGCUCGUGGACUGUGUGACAGGGGCAUUUUUAUAUAAUGUUACAUUCCAAGGCUAUGCAGGGUGUGGGGGUAAUAUACUAAACAUUAAGGUAGAUAAUAUGAAUAAUAGGACGGUUACCUUUACAUUGUGUGUAACGUACAAAUACCAUAGACAGCUAGAAAUGUGAAACGUAGAAUGACUAGAUUUGACUUGUGCCUUGCAUUACAAAAUAGUGAGAUUCAUACCUGUGAUAUCAAACUUGAGUGAAGAGGGGUUCAUUUUAUUCUCAAAGGGAGAAAAAUUGUAGUCUGUGUAACACAAACUCUCCUGUCUGGGGAUGUAACUGGCCCCUACUAGUUCUGAGACAGAGUUAUCCAGACCAGAUUGUCCAUACCGGUAUGAUUGAUAAGAUCAUGUCAUAUUUCCACGACAGACAGUCCUUUGGAAAGUGUGUACCAAGGCUAGGAAAGAUCAAAUUGUUGCGUCUUGAUGGCCUUGUAUCUUUACCUCUACAUUGUACAAAUGGUAGCAAAAGUUGCAAAUAAAGUUUUCAUCACCACGAG
Branchiostoma floridae (Florida lancelet) is the source of this 1613-nucleotide messenger RNA. RefSeq names its product acetylcholinesterase-like. The record is from RefSeq and is a predicted model, not a curated record. The transcript has 3 exons. Gene Ontology annotation, biological process: modulation of chemical synaptic transmission; chemical synaptic transmission; presynaptic membrane assembly. NCBI's taxonomy places the organism in Eukaryota, Metazoa, Chordata, Leptocardii, Amphioxiformes, Branchiostomatidae. Gene Ontology annotation, molecular function: signaling receptor activity; neurexin family protein binding. The coding region runs from base 27 to 479 and encodes 150 amino acids. Gene Ontology annotation, cellular component: cell surface; synapse.